Molecule: messenger RNA, 1863 nt
Organism: Hydra vulgaris (swiftwater hydra)
Lineage: Eukaryota; Metazoa; Cnidaria; Hydrozoa; Anthoathecata; Hydridae
Product: steroid 17-alpha-hydroxylase/17,20 lyase
Biological process (GO): hormone biosynthetic process; progesterone metabolic process
Molecular function (GO): steroid 17-alpha-monooxygenase activity; heme binding; iron ion binding
Source: RefSeq, a predicted model, not a curated record
AAAAAAGAAAAGAAAGAAAAAGAACUUUGUUCAAGGGUUUUUUAUGUAUAUGGAUAUUUUCGUCUUUGAGUUGAUUAACUGAUGGUUUAUGAGAGAAUUGAUUUUGGUUUUGAUUUUCCAACAGAAAACUUUUGUAUAUUUUAUAUUUACAUCUAGUUAUAACGUGAAAUACCAAUUUUUCAACCGACUCUAAUUUUUUGAUUGACAUAAAUAACUACGUCUAUUCCGGUUAUUCUUAUUAGCAGAAUCAAUACAAGAAAACCAUGUUUCCUGAAAUCGUUGGCGCAAUUAUGCUUCCUCCCUUGAUAUGGGCAGCGUGGAUUUACAUAAAACAUCUUGUUGACUGUUUAGUUUAUCCCCGAGGACCAUUUCCACUACCUUUUGUAGGAAAUGCAUAUCUCUUCAGUAAAGGCAAACCUUAUAAAGAAUUUGUUAAACUUGGAAAAACUUACGGCAAUGUAUUUGGCUUUAGCAUUGGUUCAAUACGAUAUGUAGUCGUGAACAGCUUGGAAGGUAUUCAAGAAGUUUUAAUUAAAAAAGGUUCACAUUUUGCUGGUCGUCCAAAGAUUGCUACAUUCAACAGAAAUACGAACAGCCUCAUUAACAGUGAUCCAGGCCCGCGUUUUAAAAUUUUACGAAAGUUAGCAUCAUCUUCUUUGAAAAUUUACGCUGAGGGUUUAUUGGGAAUGGAAAGAAUAGCAAUCAGUGAAUAUUGUGAACUGAGUAAAAAGUUACAAUCAAUAAAAGAAAAACCAGUAUCGGUUCAUAAAAUAAUGGAGCAAAGCACACUUAACAUUAUUUGUACCAUUCUUUUUAAUCAUCGCUACGAGGAUGACAACCAGGAGUUUCAGGAUAUCAUAAAAUACUCAAGUUUAAUCGUUCAAACUUUUAAUGAAACCAGUUACGUAUCUUCCAUUCCAUUGCUGCGCUAUUUCCCAACGGCAACGUCGCGAAAUAUUUUUGAAAUCAUAAGGCUUCGUGAUCCGAUUUUAAAACGAAAACUCCAAGAGCACAGAAAAUCUUACGAUGAGAAUAAUUUACGUGACAUAACCGAUGCAUUAAUAAAAGUGUCUUUAGAUUCAGAGAUGGGUGAAGAAUUAACUGAAAAGAUUACUGAUGAUAAUAUUGAGUUUCUUUUAAACGAUUUUAUGAUUGCUGGAUCCGAAACUUCAUCAAGUACUAUUCUUUGGUUUAUUGUUUACAUGUUACAUUGGCCAGAAUACCAAAAUAAACUUUAUGAUGAAAUUACUAAAGUAGCAUCAGAUAACCGUUAUGUAUCUUUAAAGGAUCGACCUAUGCUUCAUUUAAUGCAAGCUGCAAUUCAUGAAACACUUAGACUGUCAUCGGUGGUACCUCUUGGUUUGGUUCAUAAAGCAAUGGAGAACAGUAGCAUUUGUGGCAAGUUUGUUCCUAAGGGAGCUCUUAUUUUAACAAAUUUAUGGAGUAUGCAUCACGAUGAAAGCUAUUGGAAAAAUGCAAUGAGUUUUUACCCGGAACGUUGGCUGGAAAAAUCUGGCGAGUUCAAUUAUAAAUUGGGGUACGCAUAUUUACCGUUUUCUAAUGGACCUCGUAGUUGUUUAGGAGAAACAUUGGCAAAAACAGAGUUGUUUGUGUUUAUUACACGAUUACUUAAAGAUUACCGAUUUGAAAUGCCAACUGGAAAAGAGUUACCUUGUUUAGAUGGUCGUUCUGGAAUCACCUCCCCUCCUAAUGACUUUGAAGUCGUGAUAAUUCCAAGAAAUUAACUAUUUUUGCUUCACUUUUCUGUAUUUUUGCUUUAUAUAAUAUUUAAAAAUUUCAAAAAUAUUUAAUAACCAAGGAAACGUAGAAAAGCAAGAUAAAAAGUUGUUAAAAAAAGUUUCU